Molecule: messenger RNA, 1260 nt
Organism: Quercus robur (English oak)
Lineage: Eukaryota; Viridiplantae; Streptophyta; Magnoliopsida; Fagales; Fagaceae
Exons: 3
Coding region: 588-1037 (149 amino acids)
Source: RefSeq, a predicted model, not a curated record
CCAUAAUAAAUACUAAAAAUAUCUUCUCUUUUUCUCUACUCCUCACCAAACCCCAAUUGAAAAUCCUCUCUCAACAGAGCGACGUGCAAUCGGCUUGAUGCUUUGUUUUUUUACAGAGUAGUAGUACAGAAAACCCUUAACACAGAAAACCCAAACCUGCAAUUCGCUCGAGUUCGGUAAUGGAAAAACAACAAUGUCUCCUGAACGACAUUGUGUACGACAUCCUGAGUCGGAUGCCAGUGAAAUCCUUAAUCCGAUUCAGGUGCGUUUCUAAUUCUUUUGGCUCCACAAUCACCGACCCUAAAUUCAUUGCCACACAUCUCAACCAAGCUAUAUCACUAUGUUCUUGGUGGUACCAACAUUGUUGCCUUCUGUAAUGGCUUGCUUUGUCUCACUAAUAAUUCUGAGAAGAGCUUAGCUGAUCAAAGUCUAUAUUUAUGGAACCCAAGUAUUAGAAUGUUUAAGAUGGUUCCUACUCAAUUUCCUGACCACCUUCCUGUUUCUAGGGUCACUUUUGGAUUUGCUCAUCAAAACAAUGAUUUCAAGAUUCUCAGGCUUGUUUGUUUUGCACUUUAGAGUACGAAUUCAUGGAAAAAGAAUUUAUUUUGUCCUUUGAUGUUGAUGAUGGGAGAGUCCGUGGGAUAAUGCCGCCUCAAAACUAUGUAUCUGGUUGUUCUGAAUUUCUUGCUGUGUUCAAGGGAUCGUUGGCUUUGAUUGUUUUCACUGAUGAAGUAAUUGGCGAAAAUGAUGUAUGCGACAUUUGGGUGAUGAAGGAGUAUGGUGUGUCUGAGUCAUGGACAAAAAAAAGCGUACCAAUGGAAAUAAAUGCAAAUCUAAUUGGCUGCUCUGUCAAUGGUGAACUUUUGAUUGAGCAAACUAGCCAUUCGGGGGUCCACAUCAUCUCAUUUGAUUCUGAGAGUUUAAACGAGGAAAAUCUUGGAAUUCCACAGACUAGAGAUGUGAUUUACACUGCUGAUUUUGUGGAGAGCUUAGUCUUGCUUAACGGGGCAGACAUCAAAAAUCAGGCAGAAGACUAGAUAAGAUCAAGCAUCAAACAUGUGGAUUGACAUGGGUGUGUUCUUGUUGUUUACGUUAGAAGUAUUGGUAUAUGUUCUCUUUAACAGGUUUGGUAGAAGACCAUCAAAUAUGUGGAUUGACAUGGGUUUGUUUCUGUUAUUCAUAUUCACGUUUGGUAUAUAUGUUCUCUUCAACAGGUUUGCAAUAACAUUUUGACCAUUAGACUAAUAGUCUAUCAUUUUA